Molecule: messenger RNA, 1639 nt
Organism: Talaromyces stipitatus ATCC 10500
Lineage: Eukaryota; Fungi; Ascomycota; Eurotiomycetes; Eurotiales; Trichocomaceae
Exons: 3
Coding region: 75-602 (175 amino acids)
Source: RefSeq, a predicted model, not a curated record
GUCUCAUCUCGCACCUAUAACACUUGCUCCUACUAUUGAAUUGAGCUCACGCAAACCGGAAUAAACGCCAAUUGAUGCGUAUAAAAGCAGCCAUGAUGUCCUCUCGACUUCCGCGUAUACUCCGAGGCACUGCGCUCUCACCGCAGGCCAGAUUUGUCGCUGCCAACAUUCGGAAUAGACAACAAGUCAUUGCUCGUCGAUCCUAUGCAGAGGCUGCAGAUAAUAACGUUCACGAGCGAAGAAAGGGCAAUUUUCCAUGGCUAGUUCUCUCAGUCGCUAUAACUGUUCCAGCUGCAUGGUAUCUGUGGUCUUCAGGACCUAAAGAGACUUCACAAGGAGCAGGACCCAAGCGUCCUGCCGUCAAGGGACCCGAAGAGGGAAGACAAGUAUCGGGCGAAAAACAGUCAGAGCGUGAUCCGGCCCACGCAAUCAAACCUGAGGGAAAUAUCGGUGAAAAUUCAGGCGCCCAAACUUCCAAACAGCAAGGUGUUUCCAAUGAUGAUACCAUGAACCCCUAUCUUAAUGCUCCGGGCAAGGGCGAGAAACCCGAAGGUGUUACCGAUUCAUCCAAGUUGAAGGGAACCGUAUCACCUGAACGAUAAACGAUGGAUGGAUUGAUUGUUCUGGAGAAAGAAGACCCGUGCAAACCCAUGUAAAGUUAUGUCAUAGACGUACUAGUAUUGGAUUAGCUGAAUGUCACAUUAUUAGCAAUUAAGUUAAUAUUUACAAGAUUUGAAAUACCUAUUUUGGCUAUCAUGUCGUAAAUCCUGAUCCAGUAACCAUCUCCUUGCAGGUAGACCGUAGUGCUGCGUCAAGAUCACUACAAUAUCGACCAUUCGAAGAAAUACAUAAGGCAAUUCAAGAAGAAAGCGUCGUCAUCAUCUCAGAUCCCCAACCAAUAGUUGAAUAAUAACAGAGAAAUUUGUAAAUCAUCCCGCCAUGACACAACAGUGCAGUGAAAGAAUGUUUGACAAGUAAAAGAAGUAAAUGUGAUUCGGGUCCCCUCCUGUCCCUUUUGUGUAAUGAAAUAUUAAUGCAAGUUUGAAUGUAUAUGUAUAAAAGUCGUCCAUAAAUCACACAACCACGAAGAAAGAAGACCAAGUAUAGCAAGCCAGUAUCUCAUAAAUACCGUGACUCUGGAUCUUGCACACAGUCAAGAGCGAAUUAAGCGGAACCCGGGACGGGCCUGGUGUAUGUGUAAAAGUCAUAAAAUCAUGCUCGUCCUUACUUGCGUUUACGGCCGUCUGCCGACUUGCCGUUGACAGAAACCUGGGAGGAGACACCUUCUGCUUCGCUGGUUCCGUUGGCAGUCUUGGAGACGCUCGAUUCUUCUUCCUCUUCCUCGUCCUCAUUGUCACUUCUUUCGUCCUUUGCAACAUCGUCAAAGAGGUAGUUCUUAAGAAUGCGCAUAAUCAAGUAGAGCCAGAAGAGAUUGACGGCCUGAAGACUGGCAAGGAGAGCAAAAGUGAUGUACUGGCUGAUCCAGCACUUGUAUUGUUGAGUCUCCCAGUUCAAUUCGAAUGGACCCACGGUCCUGAAUUCGGUAAGAACUGCCCAGAGAAUCUUCAAGUUUAUAUAAUGGCGCAAGUAAAUCCAGAUUGAAACGAACAAGCCGAAAUAAGGGCCAAUAAUAGGUGAG